Molecule: messenger RNA, 483 nt
Organism: Dentiscutata erythropus
Lineage: Eukaryota; Fungi; Glomeromycota; Glomeromycetes; Diversisporales; Gigasporaceae
Source: the annotation of a GenBank genome assembly
AUGACUCAAUAUCCCCAGACACAAGAUGCUAAUAUACCAUCGUCCACAUUACCAGUUAUUCAAACAAUUCUUCAACCUCCAAAUAUUCAAGAAAUUCCACAAAAUAUACAAGUAAAUAAUGAAGUUGUUCAACCAAAUUUUUCACAUAACAUUCCAUCAUCUCGUCCAUAUUCCUGUCAAUAUUUCUCUCAACCUUAUCAACCUCCUAUUAUUGUUGAUACUAAUAAUGCUGUUUAUGAUGGAAGAAAUCAAUCUGGGAAUAUGACGAUGAAUGGAAAUAAUAAUAUGGUUGGGUAUGGAAAUAAUAAUAUAGGUGGGUAUGGAAAUAAUAAUAUGGGUGGCACUGCACCGGGUUAUCAAGUUAAUAGUGCUUAUCAAACUAAUGUGGCUAAUGUUCAUCAAAAUGAUCCUGCUGCUGCAAAUAGUUAUGUGAUAAGUAGUGUUAAUAGUUAUGGUCAGAAUGAGUAUUAUGUUAUUAGGUAA